Molecule: messenger RNA, 2398 nt
Organism: Galleria mellonella (greater wax moth)
Lineage: Eukaryota; Metazoa; Arthropoda; Insecta; Lepidoptera; Pyralidae
Gene: Polr3C
Product: DNA-directed RNA polymerase III subunit RPC3
Exons: 11
Coding region: 343-1857 (504 amino acids)
Biological process (GO): DNA-templated transcription
Cellular component (GO): RNA polymerase III complex
Molecular function (GO): single-stranded DNA binding
Source: RefSeq, a predicted model, not a curated record
ACGUAAUGGCUAGUUUAUAAUUUAUUAUAGUAUUUAAAAAUCACUGAUAAUGAUAGCAUUUCUAUUUGUUUUUAGUUUCUUUUUAUAAAAUAACAAUUCAAAUAAGUGAUUAAAAAAAACCAAUUCGUAGGACAUGUAAACGUCAAAAUAUCGAUAUAAUACUCAACAACGGUAUCUAUAAACACGCGUAAACAAAAUCAUGCAAUGGAAAUGACAUAUAACCUAAAUUUUUUAUUUACACAUUUUCUUUUAAAAAUAAAAAUAAAAAUCCCUAAAUAUACUUAUAUCUAAUAUGUAUAAAAAUUGUUAAUAUAGCUGUAUAUAAAGAAUCAAAAACUAGCAAUGUCUCACCAAUUAGGGAGAGUCGUUUCAGAGAUCUUACAUCGAUAUUUUGGUGAAAUUGUUCAACAAGUUGGUAAAGAUCUAUUUACGUAUGGUAGUAAACCUAUUUCUAUGAUUGUGAAGACUACAGGACUUCCUCGCGCACAGGUUGUGGAAAGUCUACGGACAUUAUUAAAAUUUCAUCUGGCUACAUUUGAACCCUCAUCUAAUGAAGUUAAUGCAGAUUAUAAACUUAUCCCUGAUAAUGUUCUUCUGUUGAUUAGAUAUCCAAGAUAUCUACUUCAGAUGAAAAGUAAAUAUGGUAGUGAAGCAGAGCUUCUGAUAGAAGAAUUGCUUCAGCAGGCAACCUGUAGUGCCACUAUACUUUUAGUUACCAUAGCAAAGAAAUAUAAAGAUGAUGAGGUUAAAAAUAUAACAAUGUCAAAGUUGAAAGAUACAUUCAUUAGCCUGGCAACGGCUGGGUACAUACAGCAGGCACCUGUGGAAGAAGUCAAAGAGGGCUGUGAGAUACCAACAUUGGUGCCGGUGGCCACAAUUGUUCCAGAGCUUGACACUAGACAUCUACUGCAUGCUAUGACUAUGGAUAUAUCUGAAAUUACUGACAAUGUAUAUUGGGAGGUGAAUUAUGAUAGGUUCCACUUGGACUUCAGGGAUGAGAUAAUGAUCAAAGCUGUCACACGUCGCAUAGACGAAAACGCGGGAGAAAUGUUGCAACACCUACUCAGACUGAUGUACUUAACAUCAGCACCGUGGGCUCCGGAAUCGAACCCCACACCAGUGCUUGAGCUCCGUGAAUGUUGUCAACGAGUGGCCGCCGAGAAGCCUCAUUUGAAUCAACACUUUGAUCAGUAUCUCAAGGUUUUAGAGGAGAACGGUGCCGGGUUCGUGCGACGCUGCGGCGAGGCGGGCGGCGGUCAGUACAUGGUGCGGCCGCGCCAAGCUGCGCACGCGCUGCUCCUGUGUACGCUCGAGCACUGCGUCACCGAGCGGCUCGGCUCCAACGCCGCCCGGAUAUUUAGGUUAAUAAAUAGUAAAAAAUAUAUAGAGGAGGAUGACAUACAGAAGCACGCGAUGUUGCCCAACAAGGAGUGCAAGGAGCUCACAUACAAGUUACUUGAAGAACACUUCAUCAGCGUACAGCCGAUGAGAAAAGCAGCAUCAGCGGGUGGCCUGGCAAAAGCAAUAUAUUUAUACCACAUAAAUUUACAUGAGGUGGCGCACACGGCGGCGGAGCUGUGCUACCGCGCGCUGCACAACGUGUGCCGGCGCGCCGCGCACGAGCGCCGCCGCCACGCGCGCCUGCUCGACAAGCAGCGCCGCGUGCGCACCAUCGUGCACGGCAUGCGCCUGCGCGGCGAGCCGCAGCCCAACAUAGACGACGUAGAGGAAACCCUUACGCCGCCUGAGCUAGCUGUACUGACAAGCGUCGAAAAACGUCUAAAACAACUCAGCGCGGCCGAGUUGGAGCUCGAUCGAACGCUGUUUAUAUUAAAAUGGUAUUUUAUGUACCCAUAAAGAAAUAUUAUACAGUUUAGCUGCAGUAAAAGUUUAAAAGGGAGACGCCUCUAACAGGAAUGCUCUGUACUGGUCUAUUGUAACAGACGGGAAAAUAAAUUAUUAAUACCUUACCCUCAUAUUCAUGAUAGACCUUCUACAAACUUAGCUGUUAGUAUUUUUUAAAUUAGGAAUUUAACUAAAAAAAGAAAAUAAAACGUUUGACGUUUUAUAAAUAAAGAGGUUAUUUUCCCGCCGUUAUAAUAUUUUUUUUUAUUAAUAUCUGGCUUCCAGUGAUUAUUUGUUAUGUUGUAAUAUGAUGGCGCCAUCUUCGCACUACUUUGUGUAAGCUUCUCUAUUAUUAUAAUAGUUUGUACUGAACAUUAACGAAAAUGUUUGUAUUAUAUAUAUGAUGUAAAUGUUUUAUAUCUGUAAAUAUGUGUAUGACAAUGUUAUAUGUUAUUCUAUUUAAUACUUCUUGUUGCAAUCUACCUUAUAUGUAAUAUUUAAACUAUUUGUAUCAAAUAAAACGCAAGAUACAUUCUUAAAAUUUUAUUUGACC